Drosophila mauritiana is the source of this 1097-nucleotide messenger RNA. RefSeq lists its product as uncharacterized. The coding region runs from base 32 to 943 and encodes 303 amino acids. Gene Ontology annotation, biological process: positive regulation of DNA-templated transcription. The record is from RefSeq and is a predicted model, not a curated record. The transcript is spliced from 2 exons. NCBI's taxonomy places the organism in Eukaryota, Metazoa, Arthropoda, Insecta, Diptera, Drosophilidae. Gene Ontology annotation, molecular function: DNA binding. Gene Ontology annotation, cellular component: nuclear body.
UUCGGAGCUCAGUGUUUUUAAUUUUUUUACUAUGACCAUAAGGAUUGCGAGGAGAAAUAUGUUUUUCAUACACGCCCCCGAGGAGGAGAAGUGCAUGGAGGCGCAGCUGGACAUCCUGAUGAAGAUAAACUCUGGGGAAUAUCGGCUGGUGAAGAAGAACAAGCGCAGUUCCGUUUGGAACGUCUACCGGGAAAUCGCUCGUCCGGACGGCACCAAGUUGAAAUGGCGAUACUUCUGCAUGGGCUGCAAGCGUGUAAUGCAGAGCACCGGCGGCACCACCUCCAAUUUGCGCAUCCACAAGUGCCACGUGCGGUAUAUCAAGCAGAAUGGCCAUCUCACCGACGGCAGUCACUCCUACGGGCAUGACCCCGCGCCACCAGCUAGCCAACAGUCGCAGCGCGUCCAGAAAACGAAGACCAUGCGACCGACAUCCUAUGCUACGGGGUGUGAGCAGUUCUAUGAGGUCACCCAGUACAGCGAUCUGGAGGAUGAGAUUGAGGGUUCUUUGGAGGAGGAGCAGACUAUUAUCCUGCAGCUGAAAUCGAAACGUGAACUGGAAUCCUCCCACUCCAGACCCCUGCUGAAGCUCUUUUCCGAGGAGAACUUGUCGAUUGAGCCAGAGGAGCGGGAUGACGAGAUAACGAUUGUGGAGGCGGAAGAUCAUCAGGUGCCCAUCGAGCUGGACCUAUGUGACAUCCAGCAUACUUCCUCCGAUGCUAGCGAAGAGGCAAUCGAGCCCAAGUCUACGGAAAGUGUCGUAAAGUUCGAUGACAGUGCCAUUUCCGAAGCGGAAUCCUAUGCCAAGGCCUGGGCUCACGCCUUCCUGCGGCUGAACGAGGACCAAAAGUUCUACGCCAAGCGCUCCAUAGAUGAGCUUCUGGUUUUGGGCCGUCUGCAGCGACUGAGCAUUUCCACGGUCACAUCCUUGACCACAAACCUGUAACAUGUAGCUCCUCACCAUGCCAAUACCAUAUAUUGAAAUUAGCUUAAGAAUUUAGUUUAUAUUGCAGUCUCGAUGAUUUACUCACUUAACGUAGAUCCCCAGUAAGUAAUUAAUAUAAAUAUUAAAAUAAAUAUAUAAAAUAAUAUAUUCGAUA